Messenger RNA from Mya arenaria, 2206 nucleotides. RefSeq lists its product as uncharacterized. The transcript has 4 exons. Lineage: Eukaryota; Metazoa; Mollusca; Bivalvia; Myida; Myidae. The record is from RefSeq and is a predicted model, not a curated record. Gene Ontology annotation, cellular component: membrane. Bases 115 to 1428 code for a protein of 437 amino acids.
CUUGUAUUGGGAGGUGGGACUGCGUGUUCCAUUGGAAUUGUUGUUUAUCAAAUUCCUGGUUGAGAACUUGCGAUUCAAAAUGUUCAGGUAGAACUGCUCCAAUACCGAGGAAAGAUGGUACGACUUUUCCUGUACGUGACGCUGCUAUUUCAUGUGUAUAUGUUAUGCGAGGGGAAUGGUUCAAAUGUUGAAAAGAAGUUGGAGCAUUUGGAAAAUAUCAUUUCUGGAAUGCAGACCUUCAUUAUGCACGACAUGUUACUGAUGAAGACAAAGUUAGCUGAGACGGACAAAAAAAUAGAGCAGAUAUUUGAUCGACUUGAUAACAAACACAGUGUUCCCCGUCUAGACGAACACCACGAUGAAUCAUACGUUAACAUGGAACUACAAAUGAGAUUUACAGAACUCACAAACAAGUUUGAGACUAAACUGGAUAGUUUAGCAGAGACUUUAUCAAAUCAAACGAAGGUAAUUGCAGAUCUUGAACACCAAUUUGAAAAUAGUAAGAUUAACUCUAACGAUAAGAUGUUUGAAAUGACGUUGAACAGAAUUAAACGCGCCUUUAUGAUCGAAAAGGUAAUCUUGGCUAAGGAAUCUCGCUCUCUUCAUGAAACAUCGGAAACGUUAAGGAAAGUAUCAAAAACCAUCAUAACAGAUGUCAUUACUACUAUAGAAGCGUUGAACAGGACACAAGCAAUUUCUGUCAAUAACAUGAAACAAGAAAUUCAAACUGUGGCUUUUUCUGUUAAAGAGGACUUCAGAGAAACAGUUAAGAAGAUAUCUAAAGAUGUUGUCAAAACUAUCAACGACACUGGAAACCAUCUGAUAGGAAAUGUCUUAGAACUGAAAACAUAUCAGACCGAACUCAACAAUUUAACAAUUGCCCAAUUACAGGAAAUACAGCUACUUCAUUCUCGACUUGAUGAUAUUCUCUUAGUCACGAAUAGCGAUAACAUGAAGUUAAAUAUGAUAUAUGAAGUUACUACAAUGGACCAUGGGUUUAUUGGAAAAAACCUGUAUUACAGUUAUACCGGAUCGGGCGACGCUGAUUCACCAUUAGUUAAGUAUUUCUACGUGCCCAGCGCCAGAGCAAGACUUGCCAAUGCCACACUAUACGUCACAAACGGUGUUCAGGGUCGGCUUGAGGUUAACGUGAAUGGAGAAUGGGGAACAGUGUGUGAUUAUAACUUUAAUACUAUAGAUAACUCAACUGCUGACACAGACGAAGAGACAGUCGCGUGUAGAACCCUGAACGCGGGGUUCGCCAAAGGGCUGGCCCUGCCUAAUACUCCCUUUGGUCAGAAUACGGGGCAGAUGAUGAUGAGGAAAGACUGUGAUGGCCAAGAACAUUCAUUACAUGAUUGUAGGGACAAUGGGGAUCCAACCUUUUGUGGGCACGAAAGGGAAGUACACUUGCGUUGUUUUGAAUAAAGUCUUAGACAGGGAACUGGACGUUUGUUACUGGAGUAAGGAUUGUGAUUUGGAUAGUGAUUAUAUAUUUGAGUGUCAAAAAAGGAGACCGGUUGUUGUGUAAAUGAUUCUCUGUGAUGUUUUUGAAUGAUUGUUUAAGUUAACCUUUAUAAAAAUGGACUUGUGUUAAGGAUAUUACGCCUCGUUAUUUGGGUAUGUAGAACUGAUAAAAACGAAACCAGUUUAUACGUAUAUAAUUGUUUAAACAUAUUUUAUUCAGCAUAGGCAUUGGCUCGAUGUAACAUAUGUUGUACAAUAAUAAACAUGACAUAUUUUAACGGAUUUAAACGAAAGCCUAUCUUAUAAUGGUUUGUUUCCGGCCAAUCACUUUGCCUGUUUCUAUUGUAUAACAACACUACAUACGUCAAGUACAGCCAUAGCGUAGUUUCUUAUAUAAUAAUAUUAACUUUAUUUCGGCCUACUUAUUCGCAUCAAACUAUUCGCAGAACAAUAAAUAAAAUCUUCAUUUUGCGACUCAUGUGUCAUGUAAUAAAAGUAAUGUUUUAUGAGUUGUUAAUUUACAAAAGGUGUUGUGAAUUCGAAAAGGAUAUGGUAAAUCCCGUCAAAGAUUCCCUUUAAAAAAAUCUAAAUUUGUUGCAUAACAUUUUUUCAUCUAAUGACAUCUUACCUAAGAUCUUAAUAUAUAAUGAAAAAAUAUUUUCAUGAGGCCAUUAAUGCAGACACAAGCGAGUCUGUUUUUCGAUGUUCAUGACCGGACGUCUGCUACUAGUGCUUUCAA